AUGGCUAAAAACUCACUCUCUUUAGAGACUAUGAAAAUUUUGAUGAAAGCGUCCAAUGAGAAUACUAUGGCUGUAAUGAUCAUGACAAUUUCGAAGUGUCCAGAGUUCGGUGAAAUACAGCUAAGAAAAGGCGAAAAGAAAGAUUUAAAUAAUUUAAAUCAAAGUAAAGGUCCCCAGUCUAUUCGUCUUAUUCAAGCAACUUUUGAUAGCAUUGCCAUUCCAAAUUAUUUGGCUGCUGAAACCGCGACCAUACUUCAGACUGGUCGUAGGCUAGCUAAAGGCAACAAAUAUGCCGCAGCUCUAGUCAAAGCAGGAUUAAUAAAACUCGAUUUAAUUGCAAGUGCAAAUCCAAGUAAAAUUGAGGCUUUAUUAAGCAGACGUCCGCCUUUCGGAAAUCAGAUUUGUGAUGCUGCAGCUACUUUUCCUAGAUUCGCAAUAGACGUCAAACAGAAAAUCGACUCCCACAAAGAAAGAUCCUGUUUGACACUAAGUAUCACGGUACUUAAUGCCAAAACGUUACAGCGAUUAAACAGAAACGGAAUAGUACCUAGCACUACUUUACUGGUUAUUGGAAUUGGUUUAGAUAUCCAUAAAAGAAUGAAGUUGGCACAUGCUUUUCAAAUGAGUCAACCUAAUUGUAAUGGAAAAAAUUUUCAGACGGAAGAGACCUUGCUGGCAAUGUCUUCCAAUCAGUUGGAGAAAAUACUAUCAAACAACUCUUCCGAAUCAAAGGAAAUCCUUGAUAUUAAAGGUACUACUUUAAUCAUUUUACUGAAAAUCUUGAUGUUGGCUGAUAAAUCAUUAUAUUUGAAUAUUACGAUAAUUAGGGAACAAAACCAGGCACAAGAGGUUUCACCUUAUGGCAAAUCUGAGAAUUAUAAAAAUGUUGUAACGUGUCAAAGUCUUGAAUUUCAAAAAUAUCACAUCGAACAGGAGGAUCACGGAUCAUGCUUUACUAACUUACAUCAGAUGUAUGAAGCUAUGGAUUAA
Messenger RNA from Trichoplax adhaerens, 990 nucleotides. RefSeq lists its product as uncharacterized. NCBI's taxonomy places the organism in Eukaryota, Metazoa, Placozoa, Uniplacotomia, Trichoplacea, Trichoplacidae. The record is from RefSeq and is a predicted model, not a curated record. The transcript is spliced from 14 exons. The coding region runs from base 1 to 990 and encodes 329 amino acids.